AUGUUAAAAGAACAAGACCCAAUGAUUGAAUUAUUACGGAAAUGGAUUAUUUCCUCCAUGGAUGAAUCAAUUGAAUUACGUGUGUCUGUACUCAAAGUCUUUCGUUUCAUGAGUGACCUCAUUUCAGAGCAUAUCGAGAAUUCCCAACAGAGUCGUCUUCACAAAUUCCUGCCGAAAAGCACGAAACUUUUCUUACCAUUAGAUUUGAUUCGUGCUGCAUUUGACUACGACAUGAAGACACAUUUUCUUGCACGGAAACGGGUGCCACCAACAUUUCAAGAAGUGCGUCAUAUUUUGAAUUUGGCAACGACAAAUGCCAUUGCUGGAAAAUUAAAACUUGUCACAUUUGACGCGGACGACACGAUUUAUGAAGAUGGUGGCACGGUUAGUAAAAGCUCGAAAAUGGUGCACAUUGUAGUGGAAUUGUUACGACGAGGUGUGGUCGUGUCUCUUGUGACGGCUGCGGGGUAUCCGGGUAAUCCGGAACGCUAUGAACAACGUCUUUGUGGGAUUUUGGACGCUCUUGCGGAAUUGACAAGUGAAGAACGGGCAAGAUUUCUUGUCAUGGGAGGAGAGUGCAAUUACCUUUUUGAGACUUAUACGCACAAGAGUUCAGGUGUGGUGGGACUGCGGGAGAUUGACGGGGCAGUGUGGAAGGACGGACGAGGUGAACGUUGGCCUGAAGAAGAAGUGACGGCAUUGUUGGAUGCAGCAGAGGUGGUGUUGCAAGACACGGUCAAAGCACUGCAUUUGUCGACGAGGAUAUUGAGGAAAGAGCGAGCGAUUGGUAUCAUUAACACGUCCGACAAGAGGAUUCGGUACGAGAACCUCGAAGAGAUUAGUCUUACGCUGCAGCACGAGCUGCGUGACUUUCGAGUGCCAUUCUGCGCUUUUAAUGGCGGUAACGAUGUGUGGGUGGACAUUGGACACAAAGCGUUGGGGAUCCAGGCACUGCAAAAGUACGUCUUUCGUUUUCUGCCCAAGGAACUACGUGAUAGUGACGAGUUGCGCAAUAUUCAAGGCCAAGAGUGUCUCCAUGUAGGCGAUCGCUUUACGAGAACAGGUAAUGACACCCGCUCUCGAGACGCUGCAACGACGAUUUGGAUCUCGAAUCCUCAGGAGACUGUGCAUAUCAUGAAGAUUCUGUUGCGGACGAUUGACAUUGCACGUGAACAGAAGGAGACAAAAGAGGAGAGACAAAAGGAAAAAAAGAAGAGAAAGAAGAAGAGGAAGGCGAAUGUCAAAACGUUAGAACCGACUUCAGCUACCACGGCACUUAGCGACAAUGGCAGUAGCAUCACAUUUGACGCUUUGGGAAUAAACGUCUUGAGCGAUGGCGAAAGCAGUGGAAGCAGUGACGAGCGGGAGACCACAGUCAAGGCAGCGAUUCAGGCUGCUACAACGGCAUCGCUGGCCGAGUGA
Molecule: messenger RNA, 1422 nt
Organism: Peronospora farinosa
Lineage: Eukaryota; Oomycota; Peronosporomycetes; Peronosporales; Peronosporaceae
Source: the annotation of a GenBank genome assembly